AUGUCUGAAGAAAAUGGCGGAAAAGAUCUUCCCAAAUUAGUGGUUUUCGAUUUAGGUAAGUUUAUAUUGUGAUAUUUUUUAAAAACGACUUUCAAAACAGUUUUUCCAAGACUCCACAAUCAUAUAAACGCAGUGGAAGUCCCAAUAAAAUCGUCAAAGCAAAAUCCAACGAUAUGAAAACAUGAAGCUGUCGGAAGACCUGACAAGAUUUGUUUGCAACCGGUUAGGAAAACAAUACACAAACUAGCAGUAACCGAUGGUUAGGAAGUGCGGGCGAACAUGUGCAUUUACCUUACAGAUGUAAAUGAUGAGAACCGCUUUCAAAAUCGUGUACAUACUACAUGAAUCAGAGAAAGCCCUUUUAGUUCCAGUGUUAACAAAGGGAAUCUCGGCGGAUCAUGAGAGUAGAAACUGAAUUGAACAACACAGUAAACAAGACUCAUACUUAAUUCAACAAUUUUAUUCACAGUUGCUCAUAUACAAUCAGCCUGCGAAUGGUGAGGAGCGAGGGGAGACCGGUGUGCGACAAACACAGACUGCAGACUCACAGACUGGCAGAUAAAGGUUGUAAACACUGUGAACUGCUUUAACAGAUUCCUUACCCCUAAACUUUAAAGAAGUCUUCUAAAAGUCUAGUUUAGGGAUAGGAACUCUGUUAGAGCAUUUCACAACAACGUUUACCUCAUUUACCCGCCCUUCUGCAAGACUUCAAUCUUCGUUUGUUGCACACCAAGGAGAGACAGCUGUAUUUGCAGGCAAAGAUACAAUGAAAACUGUAAUGUGUGACAUAACAACGCUCAUCCUGAAAUAUAUAGGGCUUGGCGCACGCUACUGGUGUACACGAGCGUAACACCGUGCCUUACGCACGAUUCGCGCUCAAGAAAAGGCACGGUUUUUGUGCCAAAGCACGGGAAAAAAAACAUGCAAAGGCACAGAUUAGGCACACUUUAGGCACAGUUAAGGCACGUUUUAAAUAUUGCUAAGGCACACUUUAGGCACAGUUUGGGCACAGUUUUGGCACGGUUUAGGCACGGUUUAGGCACAAAUAUUCAACGCUGGGCACUUUUUUGAAAAUCUUUGUAACCCGACUUGCAAAAAAGAACAAACUUGGUACGAAUUACAAAAAUAAUUCAGAUCAAACAUGAUACAGUUAGAAGUAUAGGAAGUGUAAGUUUUGAGCCACGCCGAAAGUCUGGAAAAUUAAAGUAUUCUUCGACAGUCCGUGUUUACUCCGCAGAUAAAGUGGAAAUUCAGACGCGAUAUAUGCCGGUCUGAACCUUUUCGAUUGCCAUGCAAUUUUAUAGACUCGCUUUCUUUCAUUUCUAAAAGAAAUCUUGAAAGAAAGUCGAAGCCAUAAUAACAAAAACAAAGCUAAAGAAGUGAGGCACAAAAAUAGCCAAUAAAAGUCGUAGAAAAUACUUUUUGUGAUCGCGGUAAAAUUGGCCUGAAUUUGCAUAACAACAUGAAAAGUACAAAGUGGUAAUUUGAAACCUUCAUGCCAACACGUGUUGUUUUUUAAAUACAAAAUGCGGCUGCUUUUUAAAAAUAUUUCUCUAACUAAAAAAGUAGGAUUUACACUGUAGUAAAAUAAUUCAAGCUGCUUGUUUGUUUUUGUUUUCUGGCUCUGUUAGCAAAUUAAGCUUUGGUCGUAUAAUAAUCAAUGAGACGUGCCAUUUAUUUCAAAACUCAUCGGCGUGCAAUCAAUUUUUUCGUUUUCAUUUUAUAAGUUAUAUCACAAGUAAAUUCUUUUUUUGAAUGCAAAUCUGCCCUCCUGAAAAAAACAAAUAUUUCGUUCCAACUAAACGCUCCAUUAAGAGGGGGAGAAGAAACCUACUUGGAAAUUUUUCAGCAUCAAUGAAAUUAGCACAAUAUCAACAAUGUAAUUGAGCUGAGCACUUACUUUAAAUACGCUAACCUGUUUAAGAUUCCAUUUUCCUGUUUGUCGGGGCUUUCCCUGCUGUCUCUAACCGUAUUCUGAGUCGUCAGACCGUGUUUCUAGACUUUCUUAAACCUCAAAACUGACAUAAUUGCCGUGCGCCCUUUUCGUUCGCUGUGGAGCUCGAUAGGCUGGACACGAUUUUCCAAGUGACUCAAUAUUUUGGCACAACUUGUGCACAGAUUAGGCACAGUUUGGGCACAACUUAGGCACGGCUUAGGCACGUUUUUCAAAACUAAAAUGCACACUUUAUGCACAUCUUAGGCACAUUUUAGGCACAAAAUCUUUAUGCCAAAGCACACUCUAGAAUCCGAUUUUCGGUCCAACGCACGGUUUACGAAUUUUCACGUUAAAAAAUGCUGUCUAACCUUACAUAUUUGAUCUUAGCGUAAAAAUGGGUUUCCCGAAGUCUUAACAGUUAGUCUAUAAGGAAAAUUUAACUUAUGAGCAUUCCAAAAAUUAUUAUUUCUUCUCUUAACAACAACAGAAAGUCAAUGAAAAGCAAUCUUUUAAAUUGACGUUCGCGCUGCACAGAGAUCGUAUGUAGACAGAACAUCUUUCUGAAAAUGCCCUAAACUUUGUUGUUUUGCCAUUAUGUUCAGUAAUUUUUAAUACAGUUAGUACUCAUAAGUCACUGACCUCUUCGGAGAAAUUUUUCCAAAGUACCAUUAACAGAAACAGAGAAAUCCCACAAUAUGCGUGGUUAGACUGUAAAUGUUACGCGAGCUGUUAAAAAAUGGUCCCAUUUUGAGCCAUAUUUUUCAUAUUUCAAUUUUAUUUUGGUCUUACAGCCAGAAAAAAAAUAUUCAAUGAAAAGCUGUUUAUAAACUUUAACUUCUUGCCAAAUAUCGAUGCGAUCUGAGUUUUAAUAAGUUCAUAAGAGCCAAACGAUGUGAGAUUCUUAGCCGUGUACACCAGUAGCAUGCGCCAGGCCAGUCAUGACCCCACAAAGUCUUAUUAUUCAAUCGGUUAUUCAAUCCGUGUUCAAUGACCAAAGGCCAUAGAGAUGCAAUAGAAAAUAAUGAAAAAGCUUCGUUUACCACUGAAGUUUAAAGCUUAUUGAAGCUUUCAGAUGACAAGCUACUUAACAUGCUUGUAAACGUAUUUAAAAAAUAAAAACUACGCCCUGAAGUGUAGCCUGAAUUAACUUAAUUUAGAUGGAUUUCUAGACUUUGCAAACACUCCUAUCUUACCGAAGACUCAUUCCGUACUAAGCUGUUAUAAGGCUCUACUUAAUGCAAAGCUAAAUUGUGAAAUGUAAACUUUAGUUUAUGAAACCUUUCAGAUGACAUAGCUUCACACUACCCUCUGCAAGCUGAUAAACAUGCUUUGCACCACUAUAGUGACAAAAUAUGAGAGAAAUGGAUAAUACGUUUACCUUGAUUUAACUUGAUUAUACAGUAGAACCGUGCCUUACAGCUACCUCGAUAAUACGGUCACCUCAUUAUUAUGGCCAGUUUUUUUGGCGCUGCAAAACAACCAUACAUUUUCUUACAAAAAAACGAUUAUGCAGUCACCCGUUAAUACGCAACGGCCAUGUUUUAAAAUCCCAAACAGUAGAAUCCCUUAUAAUUUCACCCCGUUAAUGCAGCCACUCGGUUGAAAUUUAGAAAGUUAAAGUGCCCGUGACAUGUCGAUUUUAUUGAUCUAGUAAUCUAAGCUUAUUCUUGUACUGUUUUUAGAGUACAGUACGCUUAAAAUGCACUUGUGGCAAUUUACAGCCAAAUUUUAAAUGAGUUUCAUGUACUGAAGGAAAAUUUUAAGAAGGUUUUUCAAUAAAAUCUCUGUAUGUGCGAUGUACAGUCUAUUCCUGGUGUAUUUGUAACUGCGACCCUUAAGUCAUGAAAUUUGAGCCUACGAUGGUAAUACAGCCACCCCGUUAGAACCCUGCCUUACAGCCACCUCAAUAAUAUGGUCACCUCAUUAUUAUGGCCAGUUUUUUUUGGCGCUGCAAAACGACCAUACAUUUUCUUAUUACAAAAUUUAACGUUUAUGCGGUCACCCAUUAAUACGGCCAACAGCCAUGUUUUAAAAUCCCAAACAGUAGAAUCCCUUAUAAUUUCACCCCGUUAACGCAGCUUCUCGACUGAAAUUUAGAAAGUCAAAGUGCCUGUGACAUGGCGAUUUUAUUGAUCUAGUAACCUAAGCUUAUUCUGGUACUGUUUUCAGAAUACAGUACACUUAAAAUGCACUUGUGGUGAUUUACAGCCAAAUGUUAAAUGAGUUUCAUGUACUGAAGGACCGUACGAGCGAUGUACAGUGUAUUCAUGGUGUAUUUGUAAUUACGGCCCUUAAGUCACGAAAUUUGAGCCUAUGCUCGUAAUACAGCCACCCCGUUAAUACAGCCAAUUUUUUUUUUGGCAAAUUGGUGACCGUAUUAAUGGGGUUCUGCUGUAUACUGAAAAUCAAUUCGGAGCUUACUUUUCCAAAAAUUUCUCUUUCUCGACUUUCUUCUUGUUAGUGUUCCCCAACUUCUCAGAGUGCAACGAGAAAUGCAGCAUCAGCGCCUUGGAAAACGUUGAUGAUGCAGUCACGUGCAGAUUUGUGUACUAUUCACGCUAGCAUGGACCUUGCACUCAACACCAGGGCCUUUAUGGCCAAUUAUCAGCCACGUACCAAUGCAUAUUAGUUGGAAGAACAAAGGCAUCCCAAGAAUGUGGACAGAUUUUGCAAAAACCCCACUAUACACCAAAAAAAGUGCCACUGACCACCCCACCAAGGCAAGCCUUUUGGUUCUUCCGCAACAAAGUUAACAAUGGAACUUAGCCAAAAAGCAAAAGAGCUGCGACCUAUAGGGGUCCAAUUCAAUAAUUAUUACUAGAGGUUCUGAAGAGCUGCAAGUCUACUGGAAACUAUGAAGUUCCAGGAUUUUACACUAUUUCCUUGACUAUCAAAAUUUAUCAAAAUUUUUAUUUUAUUUUAAUGAACAGAUUUUACCCUAUGGCCUUUUUGGGCAGAUACUCAUGUGACAGCGCCAUUUUCAAGAAAAAGGUUGGUAUAUUGUUAUUUGUAAUGAACAUAAGCAAAUAUUUGUUAGAGUGCCUGUGGCCACACUUAGCAAGUUAACCAGGUUAGUUUUGAAUAACCUGGUUAAAAUUUCUUCAUCUUAAGUUCAGGCAAGAAACGGGUGUGUGAGGCUCAUAGUUUUGUGCACGUGAGACUCUUAAGCUACGCUUAACUAAUAUUUUGCUGACUAAAAGAGUUAUAACCAGCUUAAUUUUUUGAUGGGCUGGACUUGUGUUGCAUGGUUAUGUUUUGUUGCUUGCUUAGGUUUAUCAUAAUAUUCACUUGUGUACUCACCUCAGAGUAACCAAUAAUAUUUUUCCUGUAUAAAAAUUAACUGAUAAAAAGAGAUCAAGUUGGUGCUCAUCUAGAAUUAAAUGGCAAGGAUCACGCACAAUAACGUUUCACAGUGACAGAAAUCAUUGCCACUGCAAGAUCAAAAGCACAUGGUUGCAAGUUAUGUACGGCAUGUACUGUAGACUCAGAGGUAGCAGAGCAUUUUGAAAACCAUCCACAUAUCCCCACUCAAAUUUUCCAAAAUGACCUUUGGCUUGUUUGUUGGCACAGGCAAAUCUCUUUGCAAUCUUGACAGUGUCUAGUCUCCAUAUUUGAUUUUUAACAAUGCAUCAGUAGGCAGUUGUUCAGACAGUCCUGCUUCAUCAUGUUUCUUACUAGGUAGUUGUUGAGUCAUCUUGGGGCAGAAUUUUAUGCUCAAUGUCACAUGUAAUGGCAAAUACAUCCACUACAGUUUGUGGACCUCUCCUAACAGUGUUUCUCAGCACAUAGCCCACCAUGCCCCCCACCCUCCCCUGCUCUGCUGCCUAUGAGACUACCGGUAUACUGUCUAGAGCCCUGCAAAACCCUGAGCAAGUAACUCAUGUCACAAUGUUUUCACUGACUAUAUUUUUGUAACUAGGAGUAAUCUCAGAUUAGGAAGUGCGUUCGAGCUCUUUUAGUUUUACUGUCAAAUGUGACGUUAUUUCCUAAUAAAUUGAUGCUGCAAAAUGCUUCCAAUAUGUUUUUUAAAAAAGAAACAAAACAAAACAAAACGACUACGGAAAAAAGAAAAAAUCUCACCCAGCGGGAGUUGAACCCAAAACCAUUGACAUGUGAGGGCAAUGCAUUAUCCAUUGCGCCACGCAACCAUUGCUAAAACCAUACGUCAAAUCAAUUGUAUUUAACAUUUUUGUCCCCACGAGAUAAAUUAUUCAAGAUGGCGCAGAAAAUACAGACGUACGACGAAAUGAGUACCACAAAAGGUCACCCUUGAGCACCACAGGAGACCCAAUUGAGUACCACAGGAGUCCCAAGAUUAUGUGUUGCGUUCUCCUAAUGUCCAACGCAAUAAUUUUAACCAUUUUGGGGCAGCUUUAGAAUAUCUUCCAAGUCCCUCAAACUAGUCAGCAAAACCAACUGACCUUUUAAUGACAUUUACUUUUCCUUUUUCAUGUUUUAUACUUUAAAUAUGCUCAUAGACAAAGUGGAGCUUCCUUUUGCAGGAGAAAAAGUGCUCUAAAAUGUAUCUAAAAAUAAACUGGUCCACAAAAUUGUAGCCCGCAAACAGGCUCCCAUUUGGAGCAAGAUGAAAAGGAAAAUUGGCAGGGGGAGACUGGGAAGCUAUUAGACUACAUUUUGAUGCCAUUCAUCCAUCCACUUGCUUUUUAUUAUCCUGUUACGUGUAUGUCAAUAACAUGUCAAUAAGGUAAUUUGACCUGUUAAAUUAUGUUGUUUUUUUGUGCUUGAAUGCAUCAGCUUCAAUAACAUUCACACGUACUUGGGUAUUUUUGAUCGCUCACUUAUCAACAGGAACAAUCUGACCAAUCAGAUGGGGAGCAUCAAAACAAACCCUGUAGGCUUACCUGCCUUUUUUCUCCCCCAGGCCACACUUGGCUGGCUUUGCCUGGCCGCUUUGGUCUUUUUCUCCCUGCUCCACCUGGGAGCCAGUUCCCAGGCCAAUAAGUGCUGUGAUGUAGGCCUAGCAGAGGAGUUACUUACUCUGGGUUAUUGGCCUGUGCUACAUUUUUAAGUCAAUGCUAGAUGAAGUCAACUUGACUACCGGAGUUGAGUGUAAUUGUACCUUUAGUACAUAGUUUGGAUUCUAUAUAGCUAGAUUUCCUCUUAGUAUUAUUGAUUUUCGUUUAUUUUUUAUUUUUUAUUUUUAUAUCUUUGUAUAUUUUAUUUUAUUUUAUUUAUUUAUUUUAUAUUAUUAGUAGUAUUUAAAGUUUUGUCCAUUUAUAGUAAUUUGGCGCGUUCACAUUUAAACGAGUCUUGCACUCAUCCGUGUAAUGUGGAUAAAUAAAAUUCUGACCUACCUACCUACUUUUCUAUUCCCUGACAAGUACCCAGUUUGUUGCAGUAUUGUUUAUAAUUCUCUCUAACAUUAUUGUCAGUUCUGAUUAAGUAAACCCUGAUAGCUGAUCACUUUCUUUUUGUUGUAGCAAUGGUUCUGUAGAAGAUAGACAUGGAUACAAGAUAAAGCUGUAUGAUGAUACACUUGAAAUCUUAAGACUUCUGAAGUCACAAGGAAUAUGCUUAGCAGCAGCCUCUCGGUGAGUCAAUAAUGGACAAAAAAGAAAUUUGAAACACACUUACGGUAAUUUGUUGAGUCUAUUGGGGACCCAGAACAAGAAUUUAGGCACUACUUCACAGACAUUACUAACCAAGAUUAGAUUACAUCUGCAAUGCAGGCUACCUAGUAUCUAAACAAUGCCUACCUCAACCGUUUCUUUCUUGAUCUCUCUCCUCCACAGAGGCUCCCGCUGGGUAUCCCUAUAAAAAUAGCAAUAAUCGAAAAAAUAGAAAGGGCUCGGGGCUUUCCUGCGCGCGUUCUUUUUCUUUCUUCCCAGCCUCCCCACAACACAAAGAGGCCUCUGCAUAGAAGAGAGUUUCUUCAUAGUGACCAACAAAAAACUCAGCAAAAAGUUCAAAAUUUCAUUUUCUAAAAUCAUAACAAACAAACAGUACUAUUCAAAUGUAUUGCCAAAGAGGUUUCAUUAGAAUGCAAACACCAUAGGAUUUCAUCCACAGACUCAAAAGUUAGAACUACACACUGAAUAAAUAGUAUCAUGUGAAAGUACUGCUGAAGAGGUUUCAUUUGAAUGGUAACACCAUAGGAUUUCAUCCACAUACUCAAAAGUUAGACAUAUGAAAGUACUGCUGAAGAGGUUUCAUUAGAAUGGUAACACCAUAGGAUUACAUCCACAGACUCAAAAGUUAGAACUACACACUGAAUAAAUAGUAUGAUGUGAAAGUACUGCUGAAGAGGUUUCAUUUGAAUGGUAACACCAUAGGAUUUCAUCCACAUACUCAAAAGUUAGACAUAUGAAAGUACUGCUGAAGAGGUUUCAUUAGAAUGGUAACACCAUAGGAUUACAUCCACAGACUCAAAAGUUAGAACUACACACUGAAUAAAUAGUAUCAUGUGAAAGUACUGCUGAAGAGGUUUCAUUUGAAUGGUAACACCAUAGGAUUUCAUCCACAUACUCAAAAGUUAGACAUAUGAAAGUACUGCUGAAGAGGUUUCAUUAGAAUGGUAACACCAUAGGAUUACAUCCACAGACUCAAAAGUUAGAACUACACACUGAAUAAAUAGUAUCAUGUGAAAGUACUGCUGAAGAGGUUUCAUUUGAAUGGUAACACCAUAGGAUUACAUCCACAGACUCAAAAGUUAGAACUACACACUGAAUAAAUAGUAUCGUGUGAAAGUACUGCUGAAGAGGUUUCAUUUGAAUGGUAACACCAUAGGAUUUCAUCCACAUACUCAAAAGUUAGACAUAUGAAAGUACUGCUGAAGAGGUUUCAUUAGAAUGGUAACACCAUAGGAUUACAUCCACAGACUCAAAAGUUAGAACUACACACUGAAUAAAUAGUAUCGUGUGAAAGUACUGCUGAAGAGGUUUCAUUUGAAUGGUAACACCAUAGGAUUACAUCCACAGACUCAAAAGUUAGAACUACACACUGAAUAAAUAGUAUCAUGUGAAAGUACUGCUGAAGAGGUUUCAUUUGAAUGGUAACCCCAUAGGAUUACAUCCACAGACUCGAACGUUAGAACUACACACUGAAUAAAUAGUAUCAUGUGAAAGUACUGCUGAAGAGGUUUCAUUUGAAUGGUAACACCAUAGGAUUUCAUCCACAGACUCAAAAGUUAGACAUAUGAAAGUACUGCUGAAGAGGUUUCAUUAGAAUGGUAACACCAUAGGAUUACAUCCACAGACUCAAAAGUUAGAACUACACACUGAAUAAAUAGUAUCAUGUGAAAGUACUGCUGAAGAGGUUUCAUUUGAAUGGUAACACCAUAGGAUUACAUCCACAGACUCAAAAGUUAGAACUACACACUGAAUAAAUAGUAUCGUGUGAAAGUACUGCUGAAGAGGUUUCAUUUGAAUGGUAACACCAUAGGAUUUCAUCCACAUACUCAAAAGUUAGACAUAUGAAAGUACUGCUGAAGAGGUUUCAUUAGAAUGGUAACACCAUAGGAUUACAUCCACAGACUCAAAAGUUAGAACUACACACUGAAUAAAUAGUAUCAUAUGAAAGUACUGCUGAAGAGGUUUCAUUUGAAUGGUAACACCAUAGGAUUACAUCCACAGACUCAAAAGUUAGAACUACACACUGAAUAAAUAGUAUCAUGUGAAAGUACUGCUGAAGAGGUUUCAUUUGAAUGGUAACACCAUAGGAUUACAUCCACAGACUCAAAAGUUAGAACUACACACUGAAUAAAUAGUAUCGUGUGAAAGUACUGCUGAAGAGGUUUCAUUUGAAUGGUAACACCAUAGGAUUACAUCCACAGACUCAAAAGUUAGAACUACACACUGAAUAAAUAGUAUCGUGUGAAAGUACUGCUGAAGAGGUUUCAUUUGAAUGGUAACACCAUAGGAUUUCAUCCACAGACUCAAACGUUAGAACUACACACUGUAUAAAUAGUAUCAUGUGAAAGUACUGCUGAAGAGGUUUCAUUUGAAUGGUAACACCAUAAGAUUACAUCCACAGACUCAAAAGUUAGAACUACACACUGAAUAAAAAGUAUCAUGUGAAAGUACUGCUGAAGAGGUUUCAUUUGAAUGGUAACACCAUAGGAUUUCAUCCACAGACUCAAAAGUUAGAACUACACACUGAAUAAAUAGUAUCAUAUGAAAGUACUGCUGAAGAGGUUUCAUUUGAAUGGUAACACCAUAGGAUUACAUCCACAGACUCAAAAGUUAGAACUACACACUGAAUAAAUAGUACCAUGUGAAAGCAUUGCUGAAGAGGUUUCAUUUGAAUGGUAACACCAGAGGAAUCCAUCCACAGACUCAAAAGUUAGAACUGCAUACUAAAUAAAUAGUACCAUGUGAAAGCAUUGCUGAAGAGGUUUCAUUUGAAUGGUAGCAUCAUAUUAGGAUUUCAUCCACAGACUCGCAAAAGUUAGAACUACAUACUAAAUAAAUAGUACCAUGUGAAAGCAUUGCUGAAGAGGUUUCAUUUGAAUGGUAGCAUCAUAUUAGGAUUUCAUCCACAGACUCGAAAGUUAGAACUACAUACUAAAUAAAUAGUACCAUGUGAAAGUACUACUGAAGAGGUUUCAUUUGAAUGGUAACACCAUAGGAUUUCUUCCACCAAUUCAAAAGUUAGAGUAGGAGGGAAAUGGAUAAACAAGAUUAUUACAAGGCAUGAGGCCUGGUGGAGACUAGCAGCAGAUUUGUAUAUUUAAAAUAACCCACGUAUAAACACAUCAAGGCGCUGAUUGUUAUGAACUGUUGUUUAAUUAAGUUACACUUCAUUUAGAUGCAGCUCCCAACUAUGUGUUCGAGAAUAUUAUCCGUAACAGACUAGCCCAAAGAAAGUGCACAAUCUCUAAGCAUUUGGGUCCCAUUUUGUCCAAUGUUGUGAUAGUUUUCUUGUUUUUAAUGUGUGUUUAAUAUUAAAUAUUGAAACACAAAAUUUAAUUAAAAACAAGAAAAUUUUAUUUUAACUCUAGCUUAGUGCUAAACAACACUCUGGAAACUGAGCCUUGGUAUAGAAGAUAGUUAUUUUAUGAACCUUGCACUUAUUCCUUAAAGGAAGGCCCCGUCCACACUAAUGUGUUUUUGUUUGAAAAUGCUUACAUUUCGAUAAGCUUAGGCCUUCUGUCCACACUAAUAUGCUGAGUGUUUUCAUUGAUAAUGCAUCAGUUUGAAAAAUGCACCUGAGAAGUGAGCAAAACGAAUUCACAUAUGUAUUGUAUGAGUGUGGAUGUUCGAAAAUAGUCAAAAACGCAUUAAAAUGAAAAGCAUGACCAAAAAAUAUCGCAGGCGUGUGUGUUUGUAGCAUGGUCUUUGAAUUCAACUUAUGUCACAACGCACAACUCUAUCAUUUUCAAACAUUAAAGUGUGGACAGUCAAAGAUGUAUGAUCAAAACAGUAGUGUGGAUGCGAACUGAUUGAUGCGUUUUCAAUGACAACAAAAACGCAUACUUUUGAAAAUGCACCAGUGUAGACAGCCCCCGACCCCCGGGGGGGUACUUUAGGAAUUUCUGGGUAGGGAUGUGCCGCUGGGACCCUGGAACCCUUAACCUACCAGAGCUAGUUCAGCUGAAUUUUGCUACCCUAUACUAGAGUUAACUCCUCAAAUCCCCCCUAUCCAAGAGUAGCUGUCUCCCUAGUCUAGAUAAAAACUUCAACCAACUGAUCAGUUUCCUGAAAAAUGAUACCCUAUUCUAGACCCAAACGCUCUGAUUUAUAUACCCUAUCCUAGAGUAAACUGCUUGAAAACCAUACCCUUCACAGUGGCACAUACCUAUAUAGCCAAUAUAUGGCAGUACCCCCCCGGGCCCCGACCUAAGAUUAGAGUGGCUGAAAAUGUAAACGCACUGUAAGAUGUUUGACCUUGUGGUGUCUUACUUUAGAACCGAGGAUCCUCCGGCAGCCAAGGAACUAUUGAAAGUCCUAAAUAUAGACUGGUAUUUUUCAUACAAAGAAAUCUAUCCUGGUUCAAAGGUUACACAUUUUAAAAAGUGAGUGAAUGUUGACAUAGUCCCUGCAAGAAGUGUUUAGUUUACAAUAGUACAUUGUUUAUUUGUUUAUUUAUUGUUUUACAUUGGUUAUUUUAAGCUGAUGCAGUACAUGUGUAUCAUUUCUUUGUAUCCCCUUUAGCAUUCUGGGUGACCUUUGAUGAAAAUGUCUACUCCCUUGCACAUAAACAAAAACUAUUUCAUAGGGAAAAAAGAGGUUAUUUAAGUCAACAGCUCAUCUCCCAUCAUUUAAAAUGUGCUGUGCUUUAGAGUUUUUAGACGGUACAUUGGAAGUUGUUUUUGAGCAGUGCAUGUCAACCAGAAGUGAGGCCUUAACGUAAACAAAUUUAAUGUAUUGCUUAAUACCCUGAUAGAGACAAUUUGUCCGAAAAUUUGGGCACAACCACUGACCAAGAAUGCAAAAAGUCCCCUUCUGGUUGUCGUUCGUCAUUUAAAAAUGCCUUUACUUAAACUUUGCCUUUUCACCAACCCAACUUCCUUUUAUGGUGUCUCACUUUUUAAUGAGUUAUUGUGUUGCCAUCAAAAAUAAGUAAAUGGAUGCAAUCCCAUGGGGGGGGUUACUUCUUAUGAUGGCCCAUACGGGAAGGCUCCGCUAGUUGAAGCAUAUAAAAGGGUCGGGAAAUCUGUCAUUUGGGUCUGUGAAAGAGUCCAAAAGGGUUAACAGAUGAAUUUUAUGGCUUUAUAAAGUCGAGAAAACGUUCUAUUUUUAUGAUUGAUUCCUUUGGAUGCCAAGAUAUAAACAAGGGGUACCAUUUGUCAAUAGAAGGUAUACGAAAGGGGAACGUUUUUCGUGAAAAAUGGUACAUAAAAGGGUAAGGGGUUGGACCUCGGGACAGAGCCUUCCCGUAUAAGCAUUUGUUGAGUACCGACCCCCGAGGAUGCAUGGAAUAAUCUACUAACCUGAUAUGUUAUUGCUGAUAAGUUUAUACUUCCUUUGAAAUUUGUUUGUGUUUUAGAUUUACCCAGGCUAGUGGAGUACCUUACUCAAAUAUGUUAUUCUUUGACGAUGAACAGAGAAAUAUUCAUGAGAUCAGCAGACUAGGUAAGAAUCCAGUUUAUCGCCACUGCUUGGAAUAAAGAGGCUUUUAUAACUGUGUUCUCAUCACCACUGUCAUGACCAUAAUAGCCUGUUCAUCGUCGAGCGCGCGUAUGAAAACAAAAACCGCGGGAGAUUUAUUGACCUUAAGCGCAAGGUGGUGGGGAAAACAGAAAAUAGACAAUUUUCUUGCGCUUCGCGCUCGUUCUCGCACCUCGCGCACUGUCGAAUUUUCGAGGAAAAACAGAGAAAAACGUCUACAAGCUACGUUAACUCGAGCCCGGUGCAAGUCUGUAAAUGCGUACGAAUUUGUGCUUUUGCAUUUUUUAUACGUGAAAAAGUGAUGUGGCUUAAGAGCUGGUCGCAAGUGGAGGUUCGUCUGUUCGACUGUAUUACAAAAUGAUGACUUAUUGUUGCUUCUUCUAGGUGUUACUUGUGUUUUAGUAAGACGAGGAAUGAAUCUCGCUGCCCUACAAAGUGGACUAAAAGAGUAUGCUGAAAAGCAGCGUAGGUGA
This is a messenger RNA of Porites lobata, 13478 nucleotides long. The record is from the annotation of a GenBank genome assembly. Lineage: Eukaryota; Metazoa; Cnidaria; Anthozoa; Scleractinia; Poritidae.